UGCGUGGUGAGGGAGCUCUGCAAGAUCCUGUGUGUCAGACCGCUGACCCCGGUGGGUCCCUGAGCUCGUGUCCUGGUCCCCAGCAGCCCAGCUGGAAGCCAGGGCCUUGCUCAUGUUCCUCCCUGAUGGGGCGGGUGGUUCCCCCGGGCGGGGUCUCUGGGCAGGAGCAGCCCCGGCCCUGCACAGCCUGGGAUGUGUGGGUUUUGGGUUUGCCUUGCAGGACGGCGGUGAAUGCUCAGUCAGGGGUCUGCACCCCCGCGGGGGGGCUCGUCACAGGUGCCCUGGUCCUGCUGUCCCUGGCGUACUUCACCUCUCUCUUCUAUUACAUCCCCAAAGCGGCGCUGGCCGCUGUCAUCAUCUCGGCCGUGGUGCCCAUGUUCGACGCUGGCAUCUUCCGCACGCUCUGGCGGGUUAAGAGGCUGGACCUUGUGCCCCUCUGUGUGACAUUCCUGCUCUGCUUCUGGGAGGUUCAGUAUGGAAUCGUGGCUGGGGUGCUGGUUUCUGGGAUUCUCCUGCUCUACUCCCUUGCCAGGCCCCCAAUAAAGGUGUCGGAGGGGACGGUGCUGCUGGUCCAGCCGGGGAGCAGCCUGCACUUCCCAGCCGUGGAGCACCUGCGGGACUCGGUGUGCAGCCGUGCUCUGGCAGCAGCAUCUCCACCACGCUCCGUCAUCCUGGACUGUUGCCACAUCAGCAGCGUUGAUUACACGGUGGUGGUGGGGCUGGCAGAGCUGCUGCAGGAGCUGCGCAGGCACGGCCUCUCGCUGGCCUUCUGUGGCCUGAAGGACCCUGUUCUCCGAGUCCUCCUGUCUGCAGACUUAGAAGGAUUCCAGCAUUUCCCCAGCUGGGAGGAGGCAGAGCGGAGCUGGGGAGCGGAGCUGGGGGGCAGCAGGGCAGAGCCCUUCACCAGCACUGCCGAGAGCACCGGGCUCAUCCAGUGACUCCAGCUUGGGCUGAACGUGCUGGGACACCCCAGGGACACCGACAACACUGUGGGAGCCACCUGCCCCAGCCAGGCCUCCUGGACACCGAGAGCAGCGCCAGCCCAGCCCCACACGGGCUGGGGGACAAAACUGUUCUUGUCACAGUGGCCAGCGCAAAGCCCUCCUUCCUCCAGGGAGCUGCUGCUGUUUUUUAAAGAACUGUUUUAAUUCUGGACCUUUUUCAUGCUCUGGGCCGCUCCAGUGAUGCCUCAGGGCGUGCUUUCGUCAAGGUUAUUUCAGGGCUGCUCGUGGUGCCCUCCAUGCAGACAUGGGGGCUCAGCCUCCGGCUGCUGGGAGAGGGAAAACAUCUGGGAUUGUGCUCCCGACUGAUUUUUAUCCUUACUAACUCUUAUCUUUUUUAUCCAUGUCUGUGGGGUGUUGUGCCAAACCCUGUCCAGGCUCGGGGCUGGGCUGUCACCCUGGGGUGCAGCCCCUGGCCUGGGCCCUGCCGAGGGGACAGGCACGGUGGCACCGGGCUGUGCCCAGCUGUGCCAUGGGGCCAGCACCUGCCGGGCAAUUCAGCUCCCCUGAACAGCCCUCGGGUGAUGGCGAGGGCGUAAUAAAUGAGAAAUUGCUAAUGA
Messenger RNA from Cyanistes caeruleus (blue tit), 1561 nucleotides. Lineage: Eukaryota; Metazoa; Chordata; Aves; Passeriformes; Paridae. The record is from RefSeq and is a predicted model, not a curated record.